CCUCAGACAUGAGGCGUGAUGUUCAGGACAUCUUCAGGCUCACACCCCACGAGAAGCAGUGCAUGAUGUUCAGCGCCACCCUAAGCAAAGAGAUCCGUCCUGUCUGCCGCAAGUUCAUGCAGGAUCCCAUGGAGGUGUUUGAGGACGAUGAGACCAAGCUGACGCUGCACGGCCUGCAGCAGUACUACUGCAAGCUGAAGGAUAGCGAGAAGAACCGCAAGCUCUUUGAACCUGCUCGACGUGCUCGAGUUCAACCAGGUGGUGAUCUUUGUGAAGUCUGUGCAGCGCUGUGUGGCUCUGUCUCAGCUGCUGGUUCAAAAGGAGGAGAGGAAUGA
Molecule: messenger RNA, 335 nt
Organism: Oncorhynchus kisutch (coho salmon)
Lineage: Eukaryota; Metazoa; Chordata; Actinopteri; Salmoniformes; Salmonidae
Product: ATP-dependent RNA helicase DDX39A-like
Exons: 3
Coding region: 9-335 (108 amino acids)
Source: RefSeq, a predicted model, not a curated record